AUGGCGCUCCGUAUGACCACGAGGCAGCUAUGCCAGAGGCUCCCCAGAAGCAGCGCAAGCUUGCAGCAGAUCGCAAUCCAGAGACGGCACCUGGCCACUACGUCAACGCCGCCAGCUACACAAAAUGCGGCUGGCUCCAAGGGCCCAACGGCGAUGGUAUUCCUCAACAUGGGCGGUCCAUCUACCACUGCUGAUGUCGGCGACUUCUUGAGCCGACUCUUCUCGGACGGUGAUCUCAUUCCACUUGGUCGACUACAAAACUACCUUGGUCCCCUGAUCUCGGCGCGCCGUACACCCAAGAUUGAGAAGCAAUACGAUGCUAUUGGCGGAGGCUCACCUAUCCGAAAGUGGUCCGAGCAUCAGUGCGCCGAGAUGUGCAAGAUUCUCGACAAGAUGUCCCCCGAGACCGCCCCGCACAAGCCCUAUGUCGCCUUCCGCUACGCGAACCCUCUCACCGAAGACAUGUAUAAGCAACUGCUUGAAGAUGGCUUCGGCGGCGGAAAUGGCGGUCGUGCUGUCGCAUUUACCCAAUACCCCCAAUACUCUUGCUCGACGACCGGCAGCAGCAUCAACGAGCUAUGGAAGUGGCGUCACAGACUAGAAGGCAAAACGACGGAAGAAACUGAGGGUGCGAUCAAUUGGAGCGUGAUUGACCGCUGGCCGGUACACCCAGGUCUAGCCAAGGCUGUCGCGCAAAACAUCCAGGCGAAGCUCGCUGAAUACCCCGAGGAACGCAGAAAGGACGUGGUUCUGCUUUUCUCUGCCCACAGUCUGCCCAUGUCUGUUGUCAAUCGAGGUGACCCAUACCCCGGCGAAGUUGCCGCCACCGUCUAUGCCGUGAUGCAGGAGCUCAAAUUCUCUAACCCUUAUCGAAUCUCCUGGCAAUCGCAGGUCGGCCCCAGUGCCUGGCUAGGCCCUCAGACUUCUGAUACCGUCACGAGCUACGUUGCCCGCGGCCAAACCGACAUGGUCCUUGUGCCGAUUGCCUUCACGUCGGACCACAUUGAGACUCUUUACGAGCUCGACGAGGAGGUUAUCGGCGAGAGCGGCCACAAGGAUACCAUCAAACGAGCAGACAGUCUGAAUGGAAAUCGCACUUUCAUCGAGGCUCUUGCCGAUAUCGCAAAACAGCAUCUCGACAGUGGCGAUGCUUGCUCGAAGCAGAUGCUACUGCGCUGCCCUGGAUGCAAGAGCGAGCGUUGUGGCGAGUCAAAGAGGUUCUUUUCUCAAGGUCAAGGCCCUGUGCUGUAG
This is a messenger RNA of Akanthomyces muscarius, 1251 nucleotides long. RefSeq lists its product as uncharacterized. The record is from RefSeq and is a predicted model, not a curated record. Lineage: Eukaryota; Fungi; Ascomycota; Sordariomycetes; Hypocreales; Cordycipitaceae. Gene Ontology annotation, biological process: heme biosynthetic process. The transcript has 3 exons. The coding region runs from base 1 to 1251 and encodes 416 amino acids. Gene Ontology annotation, molecular function: protoporphyrin ferrochelatase activity.